Cooperia oncophora is the source of this 675-nucleotide messenger RNA. The record is from the annotation of a GenBank genome assembly. Lineage: Eukaryota; Metazoa; Nematoda; Chromadorea; Rhabditida; Trichostrongylidae.
AUGCUGGCCAACAACCUGUGUCCAUCGGAAGAAGCUCCUAACUAUGCUCAGUUUCAAGUGAUCAAACCAACUUGUGAGGCGUUUCAAGAAUGGAAUCCAGCUGCUGCAGCUCCUGUGCAGUAUCCUCAGGCUCAGCAAUUCCCAUUUCUUUUUCCACAAUCCGAAUGGUCCUACCCGACUCAUCUCCAGCUGCAGCAACCAGCUAUGCUUCAACCGCACGAAAUGAAGGUUGACACCGAGCGACCUGAAGUGAUCCAACGGCUUCCUCAUCCAUGGCCAUAUCCGUUCCCGAACGAAGAUGCGGCUCAUUCACAACUUUCCGACGAUUCUGAACCCGGCUGUCCCGACGAUUUGGAGGCUUUCGCCAAGCAAUUCAAACAAAGGAGGAUAAAACUCGGUUACACUCAAGCGGACGUCGGUUUGGCAUUGGGAACCCUGUAUGGGAAUGUGUUUUCUCAGACGACCAUUUGUCGAUUCGAAGCGCUCCAAUUGUCGUUCAAGGUGGUUCGAGUUUGGUUCUGUAAUCGACGGCAAAAAGAGAAGCGAAUGACGCCUCAGUUCGAUCAACAGAUGAUGAUUACCAGUCCAUAUCCGCCCUCGGAUAUCUUCUACCCAAGCGGUUUACCGAUUAAUCCUACCCAAUUCGAGCUUCGAACAGGCUCCGGAUCCGCGUGA